Molecule: messenger RNA, 2576 nt
Organism: Schizosaccharomyces octosporus yFS286
Lineage: Eukaryota; Fungi; Ascomycota; Schizosaccharomycetes; Schizosaccharomycetales; Schizosaccharomycetaceae
Product: SNARE Tgl1
Exons: 3
Coding region: 169-843 (224 amino acids)
Biological process (GO): Golgi vesicle transport
Cellular component (GO): membrane
Source: RefSeq, a predicted model, not a curated record
CACAAACUGAAGCUAGCUUGUUCUGACAAACACUAAGGACGAAAACGUUGUACUCCAUGAUAUUCUACUAUUCAUACGUUCUAUAGGCAGAUACUGUUAUUAUAUACAUUAAUAAAAAGAGUACCUUUUUGUUCGUAAAAAGUUUGGCCUUGUUCACAUUCGGCCACAAUGGAGGACCCUUUCUAUGAAGUGAAAGCUGAUGCUUCAGCUCAAAUGGAAAAUGUCCGUAAACUAUUUGAAUCAUUUAUGAAGAAUCGAAACGCAGGUAUUCCAGCACCAAAUACAGAGCUUUCAUUUGCAAUUGAAGAGCUGAAUGAAACAUUGGAAGAUUUGAAAGGAGCUAUUGAGAUUGCAAUGAACAAUUCUGAACGAUACGGUUUGGAUGAGCAAGAAUUGGCGGCAAGAAGAAAGUUUAUUGCAGAUUUCGACGUUGAAUUAAACAAUAUCAAUUUGCAAAUGAGAUCAGCUCCAAGUGUUGCUGUGAACCAAGAGCCAAAUAAUAAUGACAUGACAAAGACAGCUUUGACCGAAGACGACCGUUACGCUCGAAGACAGAUGCAGGAACAAUUAUACGACCAACAGGAUGUUAUGUUGGAUGGCGUGUAUGAUAGUAUUGGUAAUAUACGCGGCAUGGCUCAAGCGAUGGGUCAAGAGUUAGGGGAGCAAUCAAAUCUCAUAGAUACCCUUGAUCAUACCAUAGAAAACACGAAUCAUAAACUGCGUCGAGGAAUGCGGAGAUUGAAGGACUUCACAAUUUCUAGUGCUGAUUCGAGGUCAGGCUGUUGCAUUACUGUGUUGAUCUUCAUACUUUUAGUUUUGCUUGUACUUGUUGUUCUUUUAUAGUUUUGUCGCACCUCCAGUGAUUUUAUAAUUAUCAAGUAAUAGAUGGAUUUCAUGCUACUUAAUAUUUCAUUAUCAAAAGAAUAAUUCGCUUAAAAGGAAUUCGAACCCAUGAGAUUCAUUAAUUCUCACUACUUCUAACUCUAUUUUUUGGAUUUUUUGCUGGGUGGUUCUUGAUCUGUACAUGUUAGUAAGAAUAUCAUUACCGGUGUUGCGUAAGAUGACUAAAUAAACUUACUCUCGCCUUCUGCGGCCUCAUCAUCAUCGUCUUCUUCUUCUUCCAAAUCCACAGAGCCUUCUUCAUCACUAGCUUCUUCAGUCAUGGCUUCGGUGAAAUACUUAACAGCGUUGGGGAAUAAGUCCUCGGCCAAAAAGAUGGUCAAAGAGGCACCGUCAAAGUCGUCUUCUUCUUCCUCACCAGUCCAACGGAAAUAAUCAAAGAAGUUUGGAGGGCUGUCCUUAUUCUUGCGGAAAAGGCUUUUUCCUGCCUUCCACUUGAUGUCAGCGGGCUUCGAAACGAGAGAAGUGUUAGUUUUUUCUAAGCCCUCCUCAUCCUUUGUAGUGCUUUCUUUUAUAUGUACUUCUUUAACCAAGUUAAGGUUAUCAUCCUCCAAAUAAUCGUUGGGCUGGAAAGUCAACGUGAUGCGAACAUCGCGAGGGUCUUCCUUAUUAUAUCUUUCAACAUAGAUGUUUUCCAACUUUUCCAACAGGAUGCUAUCUUCAGGAGUGAUGUAUUGGCCUAAAAGAAAAGGUUAGCAAACGUUCUGACGAAAAAUCCGACUUUCAACAAACUUACUAAUUUCGUCUCCUGCGGCUUCAAAAACAACCACCCAAAAGUUGCGAAUGUUCUUUAAGAUGUCGCGGCGUUUCUCAAAAAGGGGCUUGAAUAAUUCAUUUUGCUUUCUUACUGUAACAAAGGUUAGUGAUACAAAAUGAAUGUGAACUUUUAUGACAAGCUGCUUACAGAUUUCAAUUUCAGCCUUUCCGAAAUCUUGUUCAAGAUUGGCAAGGUUCUCAAAGGCUUCUGCGGCGUCCAUAUUUUAAAGAUCUAUUUAAUUUGGCUGAAAGUUGGAAAUUUCCAAAAAGCUAUGCUAACAUUCUUUGGAUAUUUCGUGUAUUACCCUUACCAUGAGAUGAAUUAUGGAAUUUUUACUGAAAAAGCUUCCAGUUUAAUGUUCCUUUUAAGAUACUGUUCUUUUUAUGUUCAGUUUCUAGAAGUUUGUUUUCUUCCUUUCUUGAUUUUCGUUUUUCCAUUCCUUCUUAAACACAGGGCAUGCUAAUAAAAAGAAUACUCUAGCUGUUUUGGACAAUAAUUUGAAUUUAAUUACGCUAAACUCACUUAGGUAAAGAUUAUGAUUUCCAAUCCAAGUUUUUCAAUAUCAGUUUCAAAGAUUGCUUAGUUAGGAGCAUUAUCUGUGUACAGGAUUAUUGCACGCUAAUUCAAGUCGAUCAAUUCCAUUACGAGUUGUAUUCAAAGUACUACAGCAGCUAACUUUAAUCGGUCAAGAGUACUUCUGCGAGUCGUAUGUCGCAUACACAGGAUGAUGCUUCAUAUGCAUCUACUUGUGCGAAAGUAUUUUAUGUUCCUGCGGUUUUAUCAGAUAUUUAUUUAAGAAAACUUAGAUAGUAUAACAGUCUGUGCCACGCCAUCAAUCAACAGUCUCGAUUCUUAGGUGAAUAAUAAAUCCAUCACAGCGACUUUCAGGAGAGUAACUUAAUGAAACUAUAUACCAUCG